Messenger RNA from Egretta garzetta (little egret), 399 nucleotides. RefSeq names its product beta-microseminoprotein. The record is from RefSeq and is a predicted model, not a curated record. NCBI's taxonomy places the organism in Eukaryota, Metazoa, Chordata, Aves, Pelecaniformes, Ardeidae. The coding region runs from base 1 to 399 and encodes 132 amino acids. The transcript is spliced from 4 exons.
AUGCAGUUCGGCAGCCAGCAUAGUUCAAGUAUUGCAAACUGCAUAGCCAGGAAAACCAUCUUGGCCUGCCUUCUUGUUCUUGUCAUUAGCGUGACACUGUCCAAUGCUGCUUGCUUCUUUCAGCCACUGAAUCCAGGGACACCUGAUGAGGAAGUCACAGGCUGCCGUGACUUGGAUGGAGAACUGCACGAAUUUGGUUCCCGCUGGAGGAAUGCGGACUGCUAUGAUUGCUCCUGUUCUGAGACUGGAAUGGACUGCUGCUCCACCCUUGCAAUACCAGUUGCCUAUGAUGAAGAGAAGUGUGUAAAAAUUCUCAACAAGGAGACCUGCUCUUAUAAAGUAGUGGAGAAAGAUGAUCACUCAAAAGAAUGCCUAGUCACUGCAGAGGUGGGCAAAUAG